CUUCUGCAGCCGAGCAGUUCCCCAUAUCCGGGUUAGAGAGAAACGGGGGAAGGGAAAAGUUUCAUUUAAAGCUGGACGCAAAAAAAAACUUUCAGCAUGGAGCCCCACUGAGCGCGCAGCGGCAGCAGCGGCAGCCGGGAGGAGGAGGACACUUUCAUCUCGGAUAUUAGUGCAGACGAGCCGGUUUGAUUGCAUUUGCUUUGUUCAGUUCUCUCUUCUUCUUUUUUUGGACGAUACAUUUCUUGUCGGUCACGGUUGGCUCUUAUGUUUCUCCGCGUUUGAGUCACUGCCCGAGAUGUUGGAGUGACCAUGGCCGCGCAAGUGGCAUCAGCCCCGGCUGCUUCUGGCAGCAAGAACAAGGGUCUGUCCGGGGGUUUGGGGCAGGACCUAAACUCUGGGAAAAAGGGAGGAGGAGGAGGACCAAGUCAAGGAGCAGGAGACGUGAGGAAUAAUGUAGAUCACCCUCGCCCUGAUGAGCUGAGCCUGGCUCGCCGAGCUUGCGCCCCUGCCAAUGGAUCCCAGCAGCAAAGUGUCAAAAACAGGACAAGUUCAGGGUCCACCUCGGUGUCUCCGACCAUGGACGCCGGCUUGGUGGCCAACCACAAGCUGAGGAGCGCUGCUGGAGAUCUGCUCCCGCCUCACCAUCCUGCGCCCCUCCACUUCAACCAGCUCCAGCAGCACAAUCAGAGAAGUAACCACCACCACCACCAGGGUCAAGGAGAGUGCGAUAGCCAGCGUGGAGGGAAGGAGCAUGCUUUGGGCGGCCACGCUGACCAGAUGUGGACUAAAAGUGGGGAAGAGAUGCCCCGCAGAGCAGGAGAGCCCAUGGGCGGCAGGUACGAGCAGGGUAACCACAGUGGCCAGGGCCCAGGAGGAAAAGGCACAGGCUCAGACUUCGGUGGUUACUUUAGUGGGAAUUCAAGAACAGGCCCAUGCUUUGAUCAGCAUGGUGGUCAGCAGGGCUUUGGCACCGGUCUGAUGUAUCCCACAGCUGAUCACGUUGAGCCUGGCCCCAACUCCCACGAAGCUUUCCAGGGUGGUCAGUACGGUCCCUUUCCGGGCUACCGGCCCAGUUAUGGCAUGCUGGGCCAGAGCGGCAGCGGCUCAGCCUCUAAUCACCCCAAACUCACCAUGCCUUCAUGUGGCAGUGGUGUUGGAGGCUUCCAGAGGUUCACAGGACAGAACCAACAUCCUCCUGGAGCGACGCCCACCUUAAACCAGCUGCUCACGUCUCCGGGGCCGGUGAGGCGCGGCUACAGUGGAGGAUAUUACGACUACAGCAGUAAAGAUUUACCCUCUCAGUUUGGGGCCCCGGGCCAUGGCUGGGGGGGACACACGGCUCACCCUGGAGGGAGCGCUGCGAGCGGUGCACAAAGCGUGAGCCGGAACCAGGUGGGCUCCAUGGACUUCAUGGCGAUUAAGCGCUCUCAGUUGUAUGGAAUGGGCAGUAGUCCAUACUCUCAGCAGCAGCAGGGCGUUCCGUACCCCAGCCAGGCAUACGGAUCUCCUUCUCCACACAGAUACCCGAUGGGAAUGCAGGGGAGAGGUCAGCUGGGCAUGAGCGGGAUGCCAUAUCCUCAACAACAGGUACCUCCUCACUUUGGCCAGCAGGGCAUGGGAGGGUACUGUCCGCAGGGCCAGCCAUAUUUCAGCCAGUCCCAGCAGCAGCAACAGCAGCAGCAGCAGCAACAGCAGCAGCAGCCUGUGACCCCCACACAGCCCCCCUACAUUCAGCCCCGCACCGCUCCACAGCAGGAGGCCCAGGAGAACUAUGGGAACAGGAGCCAUCCCGCUGGGAAUUCUGGGAAAUCCAACCAUGAUGAGAUAGGCCUGAUCCAACAGGACCGCCCCUCCAGCCUCCCGGACCUGUCCGGCUCCAUCGAUGACCUGCCUACAGGAACGGAGGCUGCCCUCAGCUCAGCGGUCAGCGCCUCUGGCUCCAGCAGCAGUCAGGGAGAGCAGAGUAACCAGGCUCAGUCUCCGUUUUCCCCCCAUACCUCGCCCCGCCUCUCCAGCAUGCGCAGCGGACCCUCGCCUUCGCCUGCCGCCUCGCCCGCAGGGUCUGGCCAGUCCCGCUCCGGACCAAUAUCCCCUGCCAGCGGCCCAGGCUCCCAGCUAGCCCCCCAGACCCCUGGGAACAUAUCUGACUCCCACUCUGCCAUCAACCAGACUGCCAUGUCUCAGGAGAGAGGGUUUUUGACCAACAUGCAGAGGAAUCAGAGCCAGUAUGGUCCUCAUUCAGGGCCAUCCGUGUCCCCACACCCUUCUACCGGGAGCCAAAUGCAGCAUGGUAUGAGUGGCUAUCAGCAGAGCAACUCCACUGGAUCCUAUGGACCUCCAAGUGGCCAGUAUGGCCCUCAAGGGAACUACACAAGACUGCCUGCCUAUGGAGGGAUGGCUAAUGCUAACUGCACUGGUCCGGGACCUGGUAUGACCAACAGUUUGGGAAUGAACUCCAGCAGCCCCAUGCAUGGACAGGGUCCAGGACAGCCCGUGUCCAUGGGUCGCAGCCCAGGAGCCGGCAAUCGACUCUACCCGGGCAGCGGGAACAGCAUGGCACCCACCUCUCCCAGCAUGCCCCAGUCCGCUGGGCCAGGGAUGGGGCCUCCUGUAGGAAACAUUAAUCGUAAAGCCCAAGAUGGCGCGACAGCUGCGAUGCAGAUAACAGGCUCUGCACAGGGGAGGCAGGGUGGUUAUUCUGGUAUGAUGGGUCCGAGCUCCUCGUACAGUCAGUCAGUGAGUAAUGCCACAGGGAUGAUGUCUCCACACGGCUCCACCUCCAACUCCUCUCCCUCAGGGCCUAUGGGUGAAGGUGGAGAGGUCCUAUUGGCUGCUGACUCCAAGCAGAAAGCUAACAGUAAAGAUGAAGGCGUCCCUCCUGCUGAACCCCCCAAACCCAAGGACGGUUACACCUCUCAGUGUGCGUCCCAGCCCCCCACCCCCUCGCCCCUGUCCCCCAGCCCCGCCAGCCUGUCCUCCUACCACGGGGACGACAGUGACAGCAUCAGCAGUCCAGCCUGGCCCAAAACUCCCUCCAGUCCUAAGCCUGGCUCUGCCACUAUGACCAAUGAGAAGAUCUCACGGCUGUAUGAGAUGGGAGGGGAGCCGGAGAGGAAAAGCUGGGUGGACCGUUACCUGUCCUUCAUGGAGGAGAGAGGCACACCUGUACCCCACCUGCCUGCCGUGGGCAAAAAAGCCUUGGACCUCUGCAAGCUCUACAUGGCUGUCAAAGAGUUGGGCGGAUUGGCCAUGGUGAAUAAGAAUAAGAAAUGGCGGGAGCUGUCCUCAACGCUGAGCAUGGGCACGUCCAGCACCUCUGCUAGCUCGCUGAAGAAGCACUACAUCCAGUACCUUUUUGCCUACGAGUGCAAAGUGGAGAGAGGAGAAGAACCUCCAUCUGACCCCACAGCAGACAGCAAGAAACAAGCCAAGAUCCAGCCUCCAUCACCUGCCAACUCCGGCUCUCUGCAGGGUCCUCAGACACCCCAGUCUACCGGCAGCAGCUCUAUGCCUGAAAUGCCCAAUGAGCUUAAACAUCCCACCCCGGCCACUACACCACAAGGACAGGUCAACAGCAUGCAGAGCAACAGGAAUAAUUCUAUAAGCAUCCAGGACCCCUUUUCAGAUGGCAGUGACCCUGCCUUCCAGAAAAGGAAUUUACUGAGCUCUGGAGGGCCCUAUCAAUCAAGCAUGAACAUGGACCCCAUGAUGAGGAUGCAGUUUGAAAAUAAGGACCAUUUUGCAGGAAUGAGGAAGGCUGCAGGUGGAGAGUCAUGCAUGCCAGGUCAAAUGCCCCCUGCUGGCAUGCAGGAUAUUUAUGGCAGGAGUGCCUCUGGUGGACCCAUGUCUGGGCUGAGCAUGGGCCAGCGUUCUCAGUAUCCUUAUGGACCUGGAUAUGAUCGGAGAUCAGACCAUGUAAUGGGGAUGGAAGGGAGCAUGGGACCUCCUGGGAAUCAAGGCAACAUGGGCCAUGCCAAUAGUGAUGGUAGCAUGUACUCUCCUAAUAGAUACCCAAAUCAACAAAGACAUGAUGGCUAUGGACAGCAGUAUCCAAUGCCAUACGGUGUCCACCCUCCAGGAAUGUAUCCUCAACAACAGGGCUACAAGCGUCCACUUGAUGGGAUGUACAGCCCUCCCGGAAAGAGGCAUGAAGGGGAGGUCUAUGGCAUGCAGUAUGGCGGUCCACAGCCUGACAUGUAUGGUCAAUAUGGGAGUAAUUAUCCUGACCGCCGGCCCAUACAGGCACAAUUCCCUUAUCCGUAUGGCCGGGACCGGCUGCAGAACACCAGCCAGGGACCUCAGCAGCAUCCUGUACAGCACAGCAUGAUGAGCGGGGGCCAUUCAUCAUCCACAGGCGAAGGGCAAACGCACAUGUGGCCCUCAAGGACAGAAAUGCCCUAUCCUUACCCUAACAGACAUGGGACGUCUAAUCAAGGUUCUCCAUAUCCAGGUGUGGGACGAGUGGAUGACCUGGAUGGAAUGAGAGUAGAAAACCAGUGGCCCGGGCAUCAGCGUCAAUCACCCUAUAUUCCCAGUCACUCUAACUCUAUGCCACCGUUGAGUUCACGGCAGCCUCCAUCCUCCUACCAGACCUCUAACCAUAUUUCUCACGACCCAAGCCCAGGCUCUUUCCAACGCUCCAUGGAAGCACACAUGUCGCCUAAUAAAGCUGCCUUUAUGCAGUCAAUGAAGAUGCACAAGCCAGGAAUGCCCAUGCCAGGUGGGUCAGGUAGUGGACUCCCAGGCCAGAUGCCACCCAACUUGAGGAGAGACCUCAACUAUCCACUGGGGUCUGUGGAGGGAACCCAGCCUCACCUAAAACCUCGGCGCAAAAUGACCUCAAAAGACACUGGAACCCCAGAGGCCUGGCGAGUGAUGAUGUCUCUCAAGUCUGGUCUGCUGGCAGAGAGCACAUGGGCUCUGGACACCAUCAACAUCCUCUUGUACGAUGACAGCACUGUGGCAUCCUUCAACCUGUCUCAGUUGCCUGGAUUCCUUGAGCUUAUUGUUGAGCAUUUACGAAGAUGUUUGAUUGAGAUCUUUGGGAUCCUGGAGGAAUAUGAGGUGGGCACCCUUGGCCAAAAGACUCUGCUUGGUCCAACUGAGGAUCAAAAAGAGGACGACUCCCCCAUUCCGGAGAACACCUGUGAGCCAGAGUCCAGCCAAGAGGCUGGACAGAAAGACUCUGUAGAGGUUCCAUCUGCUCUUUCAGAGGCAGACCCGAAAGAGGAGGGUGAUCGCAAAAAGGACUUAUUGAUAAAGGAGAAAGAUGAGAAGGAUGAACAGGGGUGUGUAAAGGAAUCUGAGGAUAUUACAGAGCCUCUUGAGGGCCAGUCAUCAUCCUCGGUGCCUGAGCCAAGGCCCAAACAGGCCAGCAAGUAUGAUAAGCUGCCGGUGAAGAUUGUGCACAAAGAUGACUUCGUAGAAGACAUUUCUGAUGAGCUUGGCCAUGUGCAGGAGUUCACUAGCGGCCUACUUCACUGGAAAGCAGGUGGGGGGGACUCCACAAGCCACAUCCAGACACACUUUGAGAUUCGUGGCGAGAGUGUUCAAGGUCCGCAACUCGGCUAUGCUUUAAAAUCAGAGGAGGUGGAUAACAGCCGAGUUGCAACUAUAGAUGACGUGCUAUGCCCCAGAGCAAGGGCACUCUCUGAGGGAGAAAACCCUUCUACCUCCUUGAGCAAUGCCUCAUAUCCAUUCCGUUUUCAUGAGAACCAAAAAGGGAUCACUUUGCUGGAGGAUGAGCCACACUGUCCUGACGAGGCUCCACUGUCCACAGCGGCCAGCUGGCAGGACUCUCUGGCCAAACGCUGCAUAUGUGUCUCUAACAUCAUCCGCAGCCUGUCCUUCAUCCCUGGAAAUGAUACUGAGAUGUCAAGGCAUCCGGGUCUGGUGCUGAUCCUUGGUCGGCUGCUGUUGCUACACCACGAGCAUCCAGAGAGGAAGAGGAGCGUCCCGACCUACGAGAAAGAUGAGCUCCCCAAGGAGGAACAGGGCCUGGCCUGUAGCAGGGACGAAUGGUGGUGGGACUGUUUGGCAGCUUUGAGAGAGAAUACCAUGGUUACCUUGGCCAACAUUGCUGGACAGCUGGACCUGUCAGUCUACCCAGAGAGCAUCUGCCUUCCUAUCCUGGAUGGUCUUCUCCACUGGAUGGUGUGUCCUUCAGCAGAGGCCCAGGACCCCUUUCCUUCAGUAAGAUCACAUUCUCAGCUUAGCCCCCAGAGGCUGGUGCUGGAAUGUUUGUGCAAGCUCAGUGUCCAGGACGGCAAUGUUGAUUUGAUCCUGGCCACGCCACCCUUCAGCCGGCAGGAGAAACUCUUCGCCACACUGGUGCGGCAGGUUGGAGAGAGAAAGCAGCAAGUUUUCAGAGAGAUGGCCGUGGCCAUUCUGUCCAGCCUGGCCAGAGGGGACUGCUCAGCAGCACGUGGCAUCGCUGUGCAAAGAAGCAGCAUUGGCAACCUCAUAGGCUUCCUAGAGGACGGCAUCGCCAUGACUCAGUAUCACCAAAACCCACAUAGCCUCCUCCACAUGGGGCAUCCUCCCAUGGACCAGCCCAGUGUAAACAUGAUGUGUCGAGCUGCCAAAGCACUUCUGGAACUGGCCAAGGUGGAGGAGAACAGGCCUGAGUUUGUGCUUUAUGAAAGCAGGCUGCUGGACAUAGCCAUUUCCACUGUGCUCAAUACAAGCGUGGUGGCCGUUAUCUGUGAAAUACUCUUUCACCUCGGCAAGUCAUGACAGAGAGCCGGACUACACAAAUGACACGGAUGAGGCACUUUUAUAUUUAUAUUUAAACAAAAAAAACUUGGUUUAUAUAUGACUAUAUGAAAUAAAUCUAUAUGUAUAGCUUCUGUGCCGAAUUAACACUUUCAUUUGGGGAUUUUAGAAAAUGAUUUUAAUACAGAUGUUUAAUAUUGCUGUUUGAAUGUUUGUCUCUUGUUUAUUUUGUUUUUAUUUUAGUAACCAAAGGUAAUGUCUGACUUUUGGUUCAGAGGAUCUACGACGAUCUCCCGGCCCCCUCCCCUUCGCUCUUUAUAAACUUUUGAAAUUUUCUAAAUGUACAUUAUCAGUAUCUGUGGAUUUGUUUUUGAAAGCAAAAUUAUUUAAGAUUUGAGAAUAUUGUAGAUAGAGCUUCUCUUUGGCAUUUCAGAUAAAAGAAGCUUGCUUUUGCUCAUUUUGUUAUAUCCAUCUGAAAAAAUGAAUUGUGCAAUAUUAUGGUGCAAAUCGCCUGUUCAAGGCAAGAGAGAUGUGAUUUUUUUUCCCAUAUUUAUCAUGCACAUUAUGUGUUUUGCCAGGGGGUGGCAGUAUUGUAUCAGUUAUUAAAAAAAAGAUAAUCUUGGACUGAUUUUUAUUAUUUGCCUCCUUGAUGUCAUAUCCAUUGCUAUCAUUAACAAUGGAUGUAUGUAUUUAACACUUAUUUUACCUUAUUUACAUUUUUAACCCCAAGGUACUGCUGUGUAAAAUGUUGUACAUUGUUUUUACUGUUAGUGUUUUGUUUUGUUUUUCUUUUCAUUUCAUUUUUGUUUUCUCACAAAUGUGGUAACUACAAAGUGAUUGUAGUUUGUAAAGAUGAAAUUACUGUUCUUGUUGUUACAUCUAUGAUAAUUAUUGGUAUGAAUAUUUUGUUAAUGGGGUCAGGUUUUUGAGCAAGGGUAGUGACUAUGUUCUGUCUGUAUAAAGUUUCUGUACGCUCUGUAUAGUAGCUGACCACCGAUCAGGCUUUGGUAAUCAUGUGUUGAAGUGCCAUGGUCAGCAUAUUACUUGUUAAAAUUACAUGGAAAUACAUGGAAAUGGACAGCUAAUGCAAAAUCUGUUUUUUUUAUUCUCCCGGGAUCCUGUAGUUAAAAAUAAA
Messenger RNA from Colossoma macropomum (tambaqui), 7849 nucleotides. RefSeq names its product AT-rich interactive domain-containing protein 1B-like. Gene Ontology annotation, molecular function: DNA binding; nucleosome binding. Gene Ontology annotation, cellular component: brahma complex; SWI/SNF complex; nBAF complex. The coding region runs from base 310 to 6735 and encodes 2141 amino acids. Gene Ontology annotation, biological process: chromatin remodeling; regulation of transcription by RNA polymerase II; positive regulation of DNA-templated transcription. The record is from RefSeq and is a predicted model, not a curated record. Lineage: Eukaryota; Metazoa; Chordata; Actinopteri; Characiformes; Serrasalmidae. The transcript is spliced from 21 exons.